Striga hermonthica is the source of this 591-nucleotide messenger RNA. The record is from the annotation of a GenBank genome assembly. NCBI's taxonomy places the organism in Eukaryota, Viridiplantae, Streptophyta, Magnoliopsida, Lamiales, Orobanchaceae.
AUGGCGUCUAGCGGCAACAAGAACAUCAACGCGAAGCUGGUGCUCCUUGGAGAUGUUGGAGCUGGAAAGUCUAGUUUGGUGUUGCGUUUUGUGAAGGGGCAGUUCAUCGAGUUUCAGGAAUCAACUAUCGGAGCUGCAUUUUUUUCCCAAACAGUUGCCGUGAAUGAUGCAACUAUAAAAUUUGAGAUAUGGGAUACAGCUGGUCAGGAGAGGUACCACAGCUUAGCUCCAAUGUACUACCGCGGAGCUGCCGCAGCCAUUAUUGUUUAUGAUAUCACAAACCAAGCCUCAUUUGAACGGGCCAAGAAAUGGGUUCAAGAGCUUCAAGCACAAGGUAACCCAAAUAUGGUUAUGGCACUUGCUGGGAAUAAAUCAGAUUUGUUGGAUGGAAGAAAAGAAGCACAAGCUUAUGCCCAGGAAAAUGGUCUUUUCUUCAUGGAAACUUCUGCGAAGACAGCAACAAAUGUGAACGACGUAUUUUAUGAGAUAGCCAAGAGAUUGCCUCGAUUACAGCAGGCACCGAAUCCAUCCGGUAUGGUCCUUGUGGAUCGACCAGCCGAAAGGACAGCCAGUGCUUCAUGUUGCGCUUAA